Molecule: messenger RNA, 675 nt
Organism: Bipolaris maydis ATCC 48331
Lineage: Eukaryota; Fungi; Ascomycota; Dothideomycetes; Pleosporales; Pleosporaceae
Source: RefSeq, a predicted model, not a curated record
AUGGUAGUUGGCGUUCUAUCUUCUGAUAGCUGUUAUAACCCAGACACUAGAAAACCUCUACCUAUCUGUUCUCGCUGUUAUGAUUACACUAUUGGCGCUCAGGUUGGAUGGUGUCAUUAUGAUCGUUCCAAAGGUUCCGGUCUCUGUUAUCUUGCAGAUACUAAGGUAUUUUUUUCUUUUCUAGAAGAGGUUUAUGCAAAAACAACGCAGAACGCCAGAGCAGUCAACAAAAGUUUUGAGAUUGUGUUCUUUUGCAUUGAUGCAUUUGGUAGAGUACAGGAUCCAGACGAUGACAAGCUCAUGGAGCUUAGCAAGACGGCCUCAAUUUACAGGGGUACACACUGCACAAUAGCAUUUAUAUUUUCCAAAGCAGCCAUCAGAGGUUUCCUGGAUGUGCAGGAGGGAGGAAACGACGCAAAGACCUGGAACGUCAACACCGAUGCCCCUGAGGUUUCGAAAAGCUUUAGUCGUACCUCAACUCGGGCUGCCAUACUGGAGUUGCGUAAUGACUUUGAUAAGCCAGAUAACGGAGGUUCCGAAAACAGCUACCAGGCUAAAUGGAGACCGAUCGUGCAUCACUACACUAAGCGAUCUGUGACUGUCCCUACGGACAUACUAUUCAGACUGAGCGGUAUUUUGGACGAGCUUGAAACUAGUGACAACCUUGUGCACUGA